AUGACGUGUUUCGAGGACUCUAAAAAGAAGAUGGCAGUGUAUUAUUUAGACAAAGACGCGGCAGAAUGGUGGGAGAGUAGGGAUCACCAAGUAGGACAUCUGGUCACCACUUGGGCGGCAUUCAAAAAAGAAUUUGAAUGCAAGUAUUUCACCUCGGAGUCCAAGCGAAGGCUUCAACGUCAGUUUGCUAACCUAGUACAAGGAGACAAGACAGUUAGAGGAUAUGAAUCUGAGUUCAUGCGACUGCGACGACACGUGCUGCGAGGACCAGAUGAUGAAGAAACCAUGAUAUCUAACUUUAUGUUUGGUCUGAAACCAGAUUUGGAAAAUAGACUGGCAGUCGGGAACUACGAGAGUCUCACCGAGCUAGUGGAAAAGACUGUGAAUGUGGAGAUCGGAUCGGAAGCUGAAAAGGCGGCAAGUAAGAAAUCCAAGCAGCAUCAAGCAGGGAAGUAUGGUGGAAACCAAAGAUCUUUUAAGGGUAAAGAUAAGGAAAAGGAAUCAGAAGGGCCAAGUCGACGAUCUUUGUUCACAGGAAAAUGCUUUGACUGUGGCAAGACAGGCCAUAAGUCCACUACGCCAAUCACUGUCCAUCAUCCUACAACUCCACCUGCAAUCGCACCAGCGCCAAAAAGGCAAGCAAUAGGAGGUGGAGUUUACGCUUUAGAACUAGAGGAUACUAAGCCUCCAGCCCCAUCUAAGGGUCCCAUCACAGGAACUUUACAUGUUGCGGGGCAUCCCACACAUGUAUUGUUCGACUCAGGGGAAACACAUAGCUUUGUGGCCCCUGAGGUAGCUGCCGAGUUUGUGGGUUCAUUUGUGAUUGACAGGGUGGAUGUGGCUGUGAUGACUCCCGGAGACCAAACCCUCCAAGCAAAAGAAUGCCUCAGAAGAGUUCCGUUAGUCAUUUGCGAGAAGAUGUUCUUGGCAGAUUUGUUGGUGGUGCCCUUAAAAGGAUAUGAAGUUAUCUUGGGCAUGGAUUGGUUAUCAGGCUACCGGGCACAAUUAGAUUGUGGAAAAGGUCGUAUUUUGUUCAAGGAGAACGGGCAACGACAAAUAGGGUUUUACGGGAUCAGUCCAAGCAAGUUUGUGUCUUUAGUAGCUGCCUUGAGAGUGGAAGAUUUGCUUAAGGAUGGAGAAGCGUAUCUGGUAACAAUAACUGCUAGUGAAGGGCCCACUAGCAACGGAGUUGAAAUUACGGAUAUUGCGGUAGUACAAGAGUUCAAGGAUGUGUUUGAAACGUUGAAAGAGUUACCUCCACCUCAGAGUAACCCUUUCACAAUUAACUUGGAACCUGAAGCGAAGCCGAUAACAAAGGCGCCCUACCACAUGGCACCUGCGGAGUUUGCAAAGUUGAAGAAACAACUUGAAGAUAUAAUGGAGAAAGGUUUCAUAAGACCUAGCUCUUCACCAUGGGGAGCUCCGGUCUUAUUUGUCAAGAAGAAGGAUGGUAGCAUGCGGCUUUGCAUUGAUUAUCGAAGAAUCAACAAUAUCACCAUCAAAGAUAAGUAUCCCCUUCCAAGGAUAGACGAGUUGUUGGAUAAGCUAAGGGGAGGAAGUUGGUUUUCAAAGAUCGACUUGGCGUUGGGCUAUCAUCAGAUUCCAAUUUCAGAAGGUGAUGUCAUGAAGACUGCAUUUAGAACUCGUUAUGGACAAUACGAGUUCGUAAUAGAGGUAGAGCACAAAGCACACUUGAAGCUAGUGUUGGAACGGUUAAGAAACCAGAAGCUGUAUGCCAAGUUCAGCAAGUGUUCUUUCUGGAAAAAAGAGAUCGGGUUCUUAGGGCACCGAGUGUCUGGAGAAGGAGUUUCUGUAGAUUCAGAAAAGGUGAAAUUCAUCGAGGAAUGGCAAAGGCCAUCAACGGUAACCGAGGUAAAGAGUUUCCUCGGGUUAGCCGGGUAUUAUCGAAAGUUCGUCAAGGAAUUUUCUUCGAUCACUAAGCCCCUGACGAAGUUGACCGGAAAAGGAGUUCCAUUCAUCUAG
Brassica napus (rape) is the source of this 1983-nucleotide messenger RNA. RefSeq lists its product as uncharacterized. Bases 1 to 1983 code for a protein of 660 amino acids. The transcript is spliced from 4 exons. NCBI's taxonomy places the organism in Eukaryota, Viridiplantae, Streptophyta, Magnoliopsida, Brassicales, Brassicaceae. The record is from RefSeq and is a predicted model, not a curated record.